This is a messenger RNA of Vigna angularis (adzuki bean), 773 nucleotides long. RefSeq lists its product as uncharacterized. The record is from RefSeq and is a predicted model, not a curated record. Bases 94 to 495 code for a protein of 133 amino acids. Lineage: Eukaryota; Viridiplantae; Streptophyta; Magnoliopsida; Fabales; Fabaceae. The transcript has 6 exons.
CAAAUUCUUUGCUCUUUCAAGCAAAGAGCAAUUCAAACGAAAAAACUAAUUCAUCGAUCUUCUUUGUUUCUUGUUUGUGAGUUCUUGACGUCAAUGUCAACUCUAAGCACGGAGAGCGGAGGAUCGAGGAAACGAAUGAAACAGGAGGUGGAGGAAAAGGUGGGAGAUGAAGCGGAAUCAAAGACUGCAGAAGAAGAAGAAGAAUUUGAGGCGAACAUUGCUGGGUCCGAAGAAAUGGAACUCAGUAUCUCUCUUAUUCUUGAGAAGAUUGAGAAUUAUACUCAAAGGGUAUCUGAGCUCCUAGAAUCAGGGAAGACAAUGAUAAGGGCGCUAAGCGAUGAAUUUGAAGAGAAAGUUGUUAUGAUACACAAGCAUCAAGUCGAAAAAUGGCAGGAAGAAAUCAGAGAACUGCGUGCACUGGAUGCUUCAAAUGAGGAAGCCAAUGCUCUUCUGCAUAAUGCUCGAUAUCUUCUUCAGCCCAUUCGUGAUAAUUAGUUUUCCAAGGUUUGCGGAUUGAGGGAAAAUUCACGAGAUCUAUAAUGUCUUACCAUUUACCUGGAUCCCAUUUGUGCAUUGUUAUAUGUAGUCUCUAUAUGGAUAUUCAUAGAAAAUGUAUAGAUGGUUAAAUAAAAAGAAAAAAAAAUCUACACUACCAAUUUAGUAUUGCUUUGCUUGGCAGCAAGUGAAGGGUAAAACUUUAAAGUUUAUAGAUAUUGAUACACUGUGCAGGAAGUUAACUUUUAUAGCUUAAUUUGUGUUCUGCUAUAUACUUA